CAUGUUCGGGCUCGGCUAGGGUCGGCCAGAGCGGCAGACACAGGCGAGGCGAGGCGAGGGCAAGGCGGGGCAGGGCAGGGCACAGGGUGGUGGUGGUGGUGGUGGUGAGGGGGGUCAGGGGAGACCGAACCGCCGCCUGGAGUUAGCUGGACCAGGGCGAUGGUUAUCCGGCACCCCCCGGCGAGGACAGCGCCCGAGCGGCGAAUCCGAGCCAGGGUCCGACAGGGGGGGUUAGAGGUAGGGAGGGAUGACUAUCGGACAAAGGCACCCAUCAGCACACCUAACACCAGUUCGUGAGAUAAAAGUCCCGGUUGUGGCUCUAGCAAGCCCCUCACUGAGUCACUCACACCCCGUGCAAGCCGCUCCGUGCUGCAGCUAGCUGCGCUGCUCGGUGUCUCUCUGCAGGCUGAAGACCCACGCAGGCUAAUUAGCAGAGCACCAGACCUGUCUCUGUUCGCCCUCAGCUGGAGGACAAUGGCACCGUUUCUCUGCCCAGAAGCCGUGUGGACUGGAGUGCGGUCCUCUCCUCUUGACAACCCCCCGAUGUAUUUCCUCUUUUUGUCUGUGUGUGUGUGUGUUUUCGCCUGUGCUGCUGCUGCUGCUGUGUCUUCUUGACGGGAAGUUCAGUGUCUGUGUGACAGUGUCAGCCCUCUCCUGCAGGCUGAAGACAGAGCACAGAGCGCUCACCGGUGACCGAGGAGAGGAAGUUGCACUUAAAACUGCGAACGCUUCGGGUACAUACACGGGGACCAUGGGUGAAUAAAUAAAUGUGGGAAUUAGACAUUGCCCAGCAUUUUUCUGUUUCCCUCCGUGACGUGUAUGUGCGGCCCUUUCCUUUCCUGUACGUCCCCUUCCGUUUGCCCCCCCAUCAAAACCCAAACUCCACGCCUUCCCCAUGCGCGUCCAUGAGCCAUGAAUGUACUCGGGUGCGCGCCUCUGUCUGUCUGUGCAGCAUUCAUAAAACGUUCAAGGGAUGCUGAAUGCAGCCCUGGAUUCUCGCAGCGCUGGCUUUGGUCACCCCUGACAACAAAGGACGCUUUGACAUGUCUCACUUUAAAACUACGGCUCCAAUUACACGGCCUGUGUGCACGAGCUAAAAAAAAGACUCAGUCACGUUGUGAUUGGCUGUUAUUAAAGUCAAUCAGCUAUCAAUCAAGUUGGACAAGUCGGUGCCAUGGUAACUCACUCAGCAACCAAGGUCCAGCAACAAAAGGUUUCAUCCCCUGUGUGUAGUUUGUGUAACACACCCAGUGAGUGUAACAGGCAAGCAAAUAUGCCUCCCAAGAAAAAAACAAAAAAGACUGCAAAGAAGAAUCCAGAAAAAAGUGAAACUGAACUGGAAGCAAAGUAUAGGCGCAGUGUACUGGAUGUAGCCAUCCUACAGGAUCACAUCGCCUUACAGUGCGAGUGUGUAACAAAGGUCCAGUCUGAUAGAGUUGACCUGAGGAGACGCAUGAGAGACAUGGAGCAGAAGCUACAGCACGAAAGACAAGACCGCAGGGAUGUCAACUCUGACCUCAGUCGGCAGUACAAAACCAUGCAGACAGAGCUGACUAACAAGGUGAAGACACUUGAGAAAGAAGUCAGCCAGCUCAAGGAAGAACUUGUCCUGUGUCAGGAGGACCUAAGGAGAGAGAAGAGAGAGCGUGAGCGGGUGCAACAGGAGAAGGACACCACCGUAAAUGACCUCCAACACAAGCUGGACAACAUGGAAACAGACUACGAAAAGAUCCUGCACGAGACUCUAGACAGCCUGACUUCUCAGCUGUCUGUGGCUCGACAGGGAUGGGAGGAAAAGAGCACAGCCCUUCAUCAAAAUUACAAGGAGCUCCUCUCUGAAUUUGGCCUGAAUGCAUUCGACAUCUAAAAGUCAGGCAUCUUACAAAUGAGAGCAGCUGCUCCUCUCAGUGAAAUACAUUUGUUGAAUGCUGCAUCUGUGUUUAGUUCAAAUGAAAGUGAUGUGUGUGACAGCUUUGCAGCUUUGCAACAAUUUAAUAUGCCUAACACAUGAAUGGAUUAUAUUAUUAUUUUAUAAUGUUUUACCAUCAGAGUACAAAAUAAACCAAGUUACACUGUACAUGCAUGAAUUCAGUAGCUUACCAAGUAGUGUCUGUAAUGUUGUGUAAUGCCCACUAGAUGUAGCAAAUGACUGUUUAUGACUGAAGAGAUGAUGGCCAGAAUAUGUUAUUAUGUACUGUGUAUUCUGUAUUUUAUAUGUGUAAAUAUGUUGUAAGUUAAAUAAAAGAAUGAGGACUAC
This is a messenger RNA of Larimichthys crocea (large yellow croaker), 2257 nucleotides long. RefSeq names its product dynein regulatory complex subunit 12 homolog (gene drc12). The transcript has 6 exons. The record is from RefSeq and is a predicted model, not a curated record. Lineage: Eukaryota; Metazoa; Chordata; Actinopteri; Sciaenidae. The coding region runs from base 1175 to 1867 and encodes 230 amino acids.